UGUGUUCUGUGGAAAACCAAUUAAUUUAAGGAAAAAAGGAUGAUAAAAGUUAUCUAUUUUACGUCUACAAUAAAGCAGGAAGUAAGAAUGACUUAACAAAUUUUCCUUCUGAAAUGCAUGAUUGAUAAAAGGAGAAAAUGACACUUUAAAUAUUCCUUUUUCGAUAACUUGUAUCAGUUACUUUGUUCUGAAAAGUUCACUAAAAGUCUUCAUAAUGGCAUCCAAACCAAAAACCUUUAAAAAGCUAAUGGUGCAGAAAUUGACUUCGAACUUUCGGGAGGCUGUUUCGAUUGAGACUGUCGACAUGUGCCAUCCAAAAAAGGGAGAAGUAUGCGUUAAAAACAAAUAUGUUGGCAUUAAUGCAACAGAUGUUAAUUUGACGAAAGGUCGAUAUUUAGUUAGUGCCAAAGUGCCAUUUGGCGUUGGAUUUGAGGGUGUUGGUGAAAUAGUGGAAAUUGGAGAAACUGUUGAAAAUUUUAAAGUUGGACAAAGUGUAGCGUACAUGGAUGUUCGAUGUAAUGCUUAUGCUGAAUAUGUGUGUCUGCCUGCGCAAGAGGUUCUUCCCAUUCCUAAAACUAUUCCUGAUUAUUUGGCAUUAUUGGUAGCAGGUCAGACAGCUGCAAAGGGUUUAGACAGAGCUGCUCGAAUUACAUCUGGAGAAACGGUGCUUAUUACUGCAGCUGCGGGUGGUACUGGUCAUAUUGCAGUGCAAUGGGCUAAAGCGGUUGGCUGUCAUGUCAUUGGCACAUGCUCAUCGGAAGAAAAAGAGAAAAUCUUAAAGGAACUUGGAUGUGAUCGGAUUAUCAACUACAAGAAAGAAGAUUUGGGAGAAGUACUAUCCAAAGAAUAUCCGAAAGGAAUCAACGUGAUAUGGGAAACAAUCGGAGGAAAGGUUUUCACAGAAUGUCUAAAACAUCUGGCUAUCCGUGGAAGGUUGUUGAUUGUCGGCGGCAUAUCUGGUUAUAAAACAGAAAAUAAAGAAGCCCUUACGAAAGUAGACUUGUCAAAUUUGCCUUCACAACUUCUUACUAAAUCUGCGACUGUCCAGGGUUUUCUCUUCACCCAGUACCCUGAUGAAGAGGGUUACUAUUUCAAAUACUUGAGCGAAAGUCUUGAAAGUGGAAAGUUGACUGUUGUAUGUGACAAUGGAGAAAAAACGACGGGAAGUGAAUUUUUUGGCGUAGAAGGUAUUAUCAAAGCAGUGGAGCAUUUGCAUUCUGGGAAAAAUAUUGGAAAAGUAGUUGCCCGUGUUUCGUGAACUGUAGCUGGUUUGCACGACAAGAUUUUCUAGCAACAAUUCAGUAUCUAUCAAUCAAUGUUUGAUUCUAGACGAGAGGCGUAAACUCGUUAUAUGUUGAUUUGUUUCACAAUUAUCAAAUAUUCAAGAAUAAAAUUGUAUAUAUUUUGAAUUCUUUGUAGUUAUUUCAAUAAAAUUGACAGAAAUGCU
Molecule: messenger RNA, 1447 nt
Organism: Argiope bruennichi
Lineage: Eukaryota; Metazoa; Arthropoda; Arachnida; Araneae; Araneidae
Product: prostaglandin reductase 3-like
Exons: 11
Coding region: 215-1258 (347 amino acids)
Cellular component (GO): mitochondrion
Molecular function (GO): zinc ion binding; oxidoreductase activity
Source: RefSeq, a predicted model, not a curated record